GGGCUGGUUUCAAAUAAUUUUACCAACCCCAGAAAAAAAAAAAAUCUUCCCCAAACUCCUAUAACACUAGCUGUGGUGAUUGUAAGACGUAUAUCCUAUAUAGGGUUGUGCAUGGUCUAGACUAUACGCGCAGUGUCACCGUUUCAUUUCACUGUGCUCUGAUUUGUAGUGAUCCAAUCUUAAUUCAUAUUGAUCGCUGCCUUUCCAUUUACAAAAACAAAGUACCAGCGUCUUUUUUCCAUUUUGUACAGCAAAGUACCGCAGCAGCACGUCUGUCCUCUAGCAUUUAACAUUUCCAAACAUUGUUUUGUAGUCCUUCAUUUUUUUUUUUUUUUCGUGCUUUUUGAUUGUUUGUUUGUUUGUUUGUUUGUUUUAAAAUUCCCGAAUCUUAAGUUACAAGAGAGGAGAUCUCCCCCUCCCGUUUCAGCACCAGGACGUCCGGUGCGUGGUUAGCAGAUCUUGUGUGAGUUGUGGAGGUGCUGAAGAAUACGAUUCUACGAGAGUCACGAUGAGUACACGAGGCGAAGCAGCCGGUCAGUCCUCCGCAGCACAGGAUCAACCUGCAGCACCGGAGCCUCAGAAGAGAGGUCGGGGCAGACCGAGGAAACAGCAGCAAGAACCAACUGGCGAGCCUGCUCCUAAACGGCCAAGGGGGAGACCUAAAGGAAGCAAAAACAAAGGCCCCUCCAAAGCAGCUCAGAAGGUGAGAUCCAGCUCUCUGGCAUUUCCAAUCCACUGCUCAGCACAGCCCUCCAAACCAUUCCACUCACUCAGCUCACUGUCUUUCCAAAUAACAAAAGCCACUUCCUUCCUGGAGCACUGGCGUUCUUAAUGGGGGGUUAACACU
Messenger RNA from Acipenser ruthenus (sterlet), 847 nucleotides. RefSeq names its product high mobility group protein HMGI-C-like. Gene Ontology annotation, molecular function: transcription coregulator activity; DNA binding. Gene Ontology annotation, biological process: regulation of DNA-templated transcription. Gene Ontology annotation, cellular component: chromatin; nucleus. NCBI's taxonomy places the organism in Eukaryota, Metazoa, Chordata, Actinopteri, Acipenseriformes, Acipenseridae. The record is from RefSeq and is a predicted model, not a curated record. The coding region runs from base 509 to 832 and encodes 107 amino acids. The transcript is spliced from 2 exons.